CACUCCGAGAUGGGGUCGAUCGAGGGCAUUAUCAUCCUUUCUGCCUCUCAUCAACCCAUCUUGCAUUCCAACUUCUUGCACCCGCUUCCCAACUACCCGCUCCUGCAUGCCGACCAGCUCUCUUCCCGACUCGAGUCAUCUGCAUCGACCAAAGACGAGGCGCCAAUUUCGUGGACGGAGGGCGUGCCUAGAGCUGGCGAUGUCGUGUCCGAAGACGACGAAGCUAGCGAGCGGGAAAGCCGAGGAGACGACGACGCCAGCCUCGCCGAUGGAGUGGCAUACGAGGCUAGCGAGGGAGAUGGCGACUCAGCAUCGUGCCAUGUCGAACACAAUGGGCUUCGGCUAGUGGCCACCUUUUCAAAGCAUGUGGAUCCGAUGCUGCCCUUGUCGUUCCUCUCAUCGCUCGUCGCCAACUUGCAGUCCUACCUUGGCAGUCCGCUGACGGAAGAUGCGGUCCGCGACAAUUUCGACACCGUCUACCAAGUUAUGGAGGAGAUGCUUGACGAGAGUGGGCAGCCCCUCACGACAGAAUUCAACGCGCUGAGAGACAUUGUCCGAGAGCCGAGCUGGGUCAGCAAGGUCGCCAGCAAGAUGGGAAGCGCAGGCAUGCCAGGAAUGGGCUCUACCCUGGCACCACCUCCGCUCGUCUCGCCCAUCCCGUGGCGACGGCCAACCUCUGCGUCUCGCUACACGACCAACGAGCUAUACAUCGACAUUGAAGAGACUCUUUGCGGGACUUUCGCAAGGUCGCCAGUCUCUUCGACACAACCAAUCGAAGCCCGUCCGUUAGCCCCGCUCAAGCUUCGAGGGAUCAUCAAGGGAAAGGCCAAGCUCAAUGGCACACCUGACCUCCUGUUGCGACUCAACAAUCCCUCGAUGCUGAGAGAGGCGAGGCUCCAUCCCUGUAUCCGAAUCAAGCGUUGGAAGAAGGAGGGCGUGCUGAGUUUCGUCCCGCCCGACGGUGAAUUCGACCUCGUUGAAACCAAUAUUGAAGCUUCGGUCGGUGCACUGGACAAGAAGCUGCCGUUGCGUCUGCAUUGCGAGAGGAGACAAGAAGAAAAGCAACAGACGACGUUCAAGAUCACUCUCAUGGCCACCGUUGCGGAGGCUGUCGACAACAUCGAGGUCAUCUUUGGCGUCACCGAUGCUAGCGCUAGCAUUGAGACGACGACCAGCGGCGUCUCUAGCGAGGACAAGGCAGGUGCAGGCACAUUCCACUAUGACCCCAAGAGAGGCGUCGCACGCUGGUCUGUUGCCAGGUUUUCGCGGGGACAGCGGCCUCUGAGCCUGACAGGAACGGUGACGAGUGAUACAAACCCCUGCCUGUCGACGGCUGUGACCAGUCGUUUCGCGGUUCCACUGUCGAGCAUCGCUGGGCUCAAAGUGACGGGACUGGACAUAACUGCAGACUCGGCCUAUCGGCCUUACAAAGGCGUUCGGAACACUGUCAAGGGAGACAUCGAUUGGCGGUGGUAGCCGUCUUCAUUUCUCAGCCAGACUCCCCACUUCAACAUCUGUAUACUAGAAAGCUAGCAAUGUCUGUAUACCCUAC
Messenger RNA from Acaromyces ingoldii, 1552 nucleotides. RefSeq names its product clathrin adaptor, mu subunit. Gene Ontology annotation, cellular component: clathrin adaptor complex; cytoplasmic vesicle. Lineage: Eukaryota; Fungi; Basidiomycota; Exobasidiomycetes; Exobasidiales; Cryptobasidiaceae. The coding region runs from base 10 to 1476 and encodes 488 amino acids. The record is from RefSeq and is a predicted model, not a curated record. The transcript is spliced from 4 exons. Gene Ontology annotation, biological process: intracellular protein transport; endocytosis.